CUUCAGUCGCUCAAUACUCUAUAUGAACUCGUCAGUCGCCGCCCAUUCUGUUGGGAAGCAGUACUAGUACUGAGGAGGUACUGCAUACGACCGAUCUGACUGUUACAGUACAAAAAGUGUACUUUUAUAUAUUUCCUAUCGCCUUCCCCUCUUUUCAAACUUUGUCGUGCGGUCUCUCUCCCUCUCCGCCUUUUACCUUCUCCAAUUAUUAUCCCAUAUCGCUCCUAGCGAUCAUACCACCCCUCUGCGAUCUCUUCCUCUCUCUCUCUCUCUUCCAUUUCGACACUGUGCUUCCGGAUUUUCUACCGGCGAAGUUCGCUCUGAGAUCUCGGUCGGAGUAGAGUUUUCAGCUCGGAGACAAUCCUUUUCUCUGGCCAGCCGUCUCGGGAACGCUUCGGCUUUCCGUCCACACGAUUUUCCCCACGGGGUUUUUACUCAACUCGUCCUUGCGCCGCCGCUAUCCUUCGCAACUUUACUCCCGGGCAAGAAAGACGACCCUUUAAUCUAUUCCGUGUCCAUGGCAAAUUUCCUCUGCUUGUUAACCUCUCCGUGAAACCUCAUAUUCGCCUCCAUUCCACCCGGACUCGGGCCAUCAUCGCCCGGUCUGAUGCCCCGGCGUGUUCGGUAACUCUCCGUUCGCCGCAGGUCAACGUCUUGUGCGUUUUGGGCGACCGGGAAGUCAAGGAAGCACGGACGGCCGUGAAUAUUUCAGUACUUCUCGGUUGGACCGACUGAAGAUGACCUUGGCGAUUGGUACAAUCAGUGGUCUAGACCAAGGGCCAAAAGGCAUCCGCAGAGAACGAGAAGUUGAGAUCAUGGAUAACGAUACAAUCACUGUCAAUGGCGCCCCGAAAAAAAGGAAGAGGGUUCGAAAGGUCAACACAGACCGUAAGUUUGAAUGUACACACGAAGGGUGUGGGAAAAGCUAUUCGCGUGCGGAGCAUCUAUACCGGCAUCAACUGAACCAUACUCCUAAGCAAAUAUAUCGAUGCGAUUUCCCUGAUUGCUACCGCUCCUUCGUUCGACAAGACCUCUGCAUUCGACACCGUGAACGUCACACCACCCAGGGCUCUCAACUCCAAAAACGCGAUCAUUUUGCGCAAGCUGCUUCCAACCAGCCUCAGAGCCCACAUCAUGUACCUCACGUCAGCCAAGCGACUGUCGUCACACCUCCAUCCAUCCCUACGCAAAUGCCAAGUGCUCAGUCUAACGGAGUUGUUCCAAUAUCUCCUUCGUCGUCAUCAUCUCCCUCUGUCGGCCUGAACUCCGUAUUUAGCUACCAACAUCAUAUACUACCAUCACAGAAUGAAAACACUUUCCCCCGGUCAAAUAGCUUAAGCACUCAUGGGAAAAGCUCCCCUCCAGUACCGACUAGUUACAGUCCCUCGGAACUACAUAAAACGUCAUAUGGAGCGUUGAGCAACCAUCACCCGACAAGUACUUCCAUCAGUGAAAUCCAUCAUGACGCACAGUCGCAUCCUGGUCAGACAUCCGCCACACAAUCCCAAGGUGCUGAUGGAGCCUACUCAUCACUGCCAACAGAUGCCAAUGGGUCGUCUCUGGCUGAUACUGUACCAUUUACCUCCCAGGCUGGUAUGCAAAUGCCCGUGAAUGGUUACUCAAGUCUUUCUCUGGCCCCCGCAACAACUUCUACACCGGCGACUCUUGACCAAACAGCCAACAUGGGCACUCUUGAUGCGAUGUCGGGAAUGAUAGCUCCCGGCUCGACAGUUGGGGACCCUGGCUUUGAUUCGUUGGCCAACUGUGUCUACCCGAUCUUUGGCAGCGAAUCAUACAAUAGAUCCCCUUUUGCUAUGGCGGAAGAUUUUACGGCAUGGCUUUUUAAUGAACCCGUUCCCGGAUCGUCGUCUAUGAGCUACCCUGCAGCGACCGGCAUGAUGCCGAAUUACAUGGACCCUACGCAACUGCAGAAUCAAUUCUUGUUGGGUGAUCCGGCUUAUGGGACGUUUUUGAGCGGCGUAAUCCCGCCCCACCAUCCCAUGAGCGUUACUAGUAUUCUGGACCCCGGUUCACCCCGCGCCAUUAUAUCGGAGGAAAAGCGGCAGGAACUACUUCAUCUCAUGGCGACCCGCUUUAAUGAAGCCGCCUACUCGGCAGUGGCCAAGCGCAAGGAUGCUCUAAUGGAUGGUGAUAUGGAUGAUGACAACCACGUUUUGAGCUUGCGCAUGAUGCAGACGUACAUUGGAUCGUACUGGUAUCACUUCCAUUCUCAGCUGCCCAUCCUGCAUCGGCCCACCUUUUUCGCCGACCAGGCGCCAAACUUGCUUCUCCUGAUCGUUAUAGCCAUUGGCGCAUCCACGCUAGACAAGAUUCAUGGUCCGGAGUUAACCGAAGCAGCAUCCGAGCUGGCAGACUUCAUUGUGUGGCACCUUAGGUGGGAGCUCUUCAUGGACGCUGAUUUCCGGCCACCUGCCAAACUGUGGGUCUUCCAGGCCCUCUUGCUGCUCGAGGUUUACGAAAAGAUGUACUCUACUCGUGCGUUACAUGAACGAGCUCAUAUUCACCAUGAUACCACUCUGACCCUGAUGCGUCGCGGCAGCUCUUUGAUUGGACGUUCCGCGUUCGAUUCGCCCGCGAGUUUGAGAGACGACCGGCAGGCCCGGUCGGUAUCCUGUUCGACGACGACACAGGACUUCUCUGCGGAUGAAUCGUGGACGCACUGGAUCAAAGCGGAGGCUACCCGGCGAGUGGCGUUCGCCGCAUUCGUUUUGGACUCCACCCAUGCCACCAUGUUCGGCCACUCAGCUAAGAUGGUCGCGCAUGAGCUUCGGCUACCCUUGCCCUGCGAUGAGGCUUUGUGGUCAGCGACAAGUGCUGCCGAAGUGGCGCGUGUGCAGGCUAGCCUCCAUGCUAACGGGGUGAAGCCGGUCAUGUUUCUGGAUGGCCUCAAACGGACACUUAAUGGGCAACGAGUCCGGACUAAUGCCUUCGGAAGGACUAUUCUCAUGGCGGGUCUCCUCAGCGUCAGUUGGCAUAUGAACCAGCGAGAUCUCCAAGUCAGUUCUUUGGGAGUUCCUCAGGCACUGGGUGGUCGAGAUAAAUGGCGAGCUGCGCUACUGCGGGCCUUUGAUAAUUGGCGACGAGAUUUCGACGAAGCGUUGGGACAAGCUGGGACACCGCCACCUUUCCCGGGGUAUCGGGUUCAGCAUCCACUCGAUGAUGACAACGUCUUUGAAUCCCGCGACGUGCUGCACGGCCUUGCUCACAUGGCGUCGCACGUCGACAUCGUCGACUGCCAAAUCCUCGGCGGUGCCACCCGACUCAUGGGAAGGGCUAUUACUGCCAGGGACUACAAUGCCGCGCGUGAGAAGAUGACCGAGCGAUGGGCUACAAAGGCGUCAGCGCGAGACGCGACUUUCUACGCCCUCAAGUUUCUCUCCGAGUGUUUGCUGAGCGGCGAGUCGGAGGAAGGGGAGCUUUACUCAGGACGGGAUGACUAUCUUCUGAACCGACCAUGGGUGAUUUACGUUGCGGCAUUGGUUGUCUGGUGCUAUGGAUACGCUCUGGAGGGCCCGAUUCGCUCUCCGCCGAAGCUAGCCACGGUGGCGGAGCAGCGCCGUGAUAUGCAAGAGUAUCUCCGACGGGUGGGAGGUGUGCGUUCACCUAACGACCUGGAAGCAAUGGAGGGCCGUAACCAGUGUCUGGGGAUGUUGAUGAUUCUGCGGGAUGGGUUUGUCAACACGCGAUGGGAGCUGUUGGCGGAGGCGGCCAAGUUGUUGAGCAGUUGUAUUGAGAAGUUGAAGGGCCGAUAAGCAUUGGUACAUUUCCCGGGGUUUCUUAUACAUAUUCGACUCUUUCCUGUGUACGUACGGGCUUCAAGGGGGUGUUUUGUUCUGUCUUUGGGAGCUGGUUGAUAUCCUUCUCAAUUUGUGUUAUGUACAUAUACUUCUUUUUUUU
Aspergillus caelatus is the source of this 3918-nucleotide messenger RNA. Its product is annotated as putative C2H2 finger domain protein. The coding region runs from base 738 to 3773 and encodes 1011 amino acids. Gene Ontology annotation, molecular function: RNA polymerase II cis-regulatory region sequence-specific DNA binding; DNA-binding transcription factor activity, RNA polymerase II-specific; zinc ion binding. Gene Ontology annotation, biological process: regulation of transcription by RNA polymerase II; DNA-templated transcription. The record is from RefSeq and is a predicted model, not a curated record. NCBI's taxonomy places the organism in Eukaryota, Fungi, Ascomycota, Eurotiomycetes, Eurotiales, Aspergillaceae. Gene Ontology annotation, cellular component: chromatin. The transcript is spliced from 2 exons.